AUGACCUUAACGCCAUAUAAGGGGAUCAGGGAUCCUAAAGUUCAUGUCACAAAAUUUGAGUCUAUGAUGUUCCUUAAUAGUGACUCCGAUCCCAUUCUAUGUCGAUCUUUUCCUACAUUUUUAGAUGGAGUUGCCUUACUAUGGUUUUCUAAUUUGCCUGUAGGGUCCAUAACCAGCUUUGACGAGUUCGCCAAGAUGUUCAUCAACCACUUUGCAGCAUCUAAAAUCUAUGCAAGAGGUUCGGAUUAUCUCAGCACAAUCAAACAAGGGCAGCACGAAAGUAUGAUGGAUUACAUGACGCGCUUCACAACGGUGGCCAUAGAAAUCCCCGACCUUAACCUAGAAGUCCAGCUGCAUGCCAUAAAAAGUGGCCUUCGACCUGGAAAAUUCCAGGAAGCUAUAGCUGUGGCGAAACUGGAGACAUUGGAGGAGUUCCGAGACAGCCACCGAAGAAAUUGA
Arachis ipaensis is the source of this 459-nucleotide messenger RNA. RefSeq lists its product as uncharacterized. Lineage: Eukaryota; Viridiplantae; Streptophyta; Magnoliopsida; Fabales; Fabaceae. The record is from RefSeq and is a predicted model, not a curated record.